AUGAAGAGGUACCCAAACUACAGCAAGAAGCCCAUCAUGCUUGAUAUUUUCGAUAUUACGAAAUAUACCGAUGGAACACUCACUAAAGCUAGAAGUACACACCAGAGCUGGCUAAAUUUACCGAAUACAUCACUGGACGGAGAGCACGUUUUGAAUAAGGAAGUGCAACCAAACUGGUAA
This is a messenger RNA of Theileria equi strain WA, 180 nucleotides long. RefSeq lists its product as hypothetical. The transcript is spliced from 2 exons. The coding region runs from base 1 to 180 and encodes 59 amino acids. The record is from RefSeq and is a predicted model, not a curated record. Lineage: Eukaryota; Apicomplexa; Aconoidasida; Piroplasmida; Theileriidae.